Diceros bicornis minor is the source of this 6905-nucleotide messenger RNA. It is a transcript of the gene ARHGEF5, whose product is annotated as Rho guanine nucleotide exchange factor 5. The transcript has 15 exons. Gene Ontology annotation, biological process: activation of GTPase activity; intracellular signal transduction. Gene Ontology annotation, cellular component: cytoplasm; nucleus. NCBI's taxonomy places the organism in Eukaryota, Metazoa, Chordata, Mammalia, Perissodactyla, Rhinocerotidae. The coding region runs from base 150 to 4988 and encodes 1612 amino acids. The record is from RefSeq and is a predicted model, not a curated record. Gene Ontology annotation, molecular function: guanyl-nucleotide exchange factor activity; protein binding.
GCCUGCGCUGGGGACUGCCGGCCGGCGCCGGGGACCGGAGGGGGCUCUUGGGCCGCGACAGCAUGUGACACUGCCCAGGUGGGUGCCCUCGUCCCUGCGCAGCUCCUGGCUCCGGGCGGCUGGAGAGCCCGGCGGAGGAUUCAGCCCUGAUGGAGGAUGAGGAGCCCCAACAUGGAGCCUCAACUUCUACCCCUGACAUAGCGGAAUUCGAUGCUAUCCCUGAAGCUCUUAUGAGAAGCAGCCAAACCCUUGCCUUGGGGCCUGAAGCUCAAGAAGGCCAGGACCCAUCCUAUAAGUGGGCAGAGGGACGCAGACUCUUGGAGACCCAGCAGAGAGAUUUAAGUGAUGUGAAUGACUAUGCAACAGAGAGUAUGAUUUCUUUCCCCAAGGAAGCCUCUGCAGAUGUGGAGACCAACCAGGACAACCUUAUGGCUGAGGCUUGUGACACUCCAGAGCGCCAGGAGGCAGUGCCUCAGAGCCUGGCAGACCGACAGGCGGAUACACUAGCUCCCCCAGAGCUCUGGGCUUGCCCUGUCCAAGGGGAACAUCUAGACAUGGUCCCAAUAUCCAGUGAACUGGGCAGCAGAAUGGAGGUGGAAUUUAGAACAGAACUCACUUCGUUGAUAUUGGGAACCGAACAAGCAGAAGAGAAGGAAAACAAUUCUCCAGACACCUCUGCUCAGACCAGAUUUUGGCCUUCCUGUGAAGAUCACCCUGCAGAGACCAGCCGGCCACAGGACUCUGAAAUUGGAACUGUCAGGCAGGGGGAAGAGCUACAGUCUAUGGGGGUGCAGGAAAUCCAAGGGAGAGAAGGGCUCAUGUGUCCCCAGGAGGCUGAGGGGCUGGAGGAGCAGGGACAAGAGGAAGUGGGAUUUCAGGGAGCAGGAAGUCUGGGGGAGGAUGUUUGGUCUGAUGGGCGUUUAGGGGAGCAGGAACACAUGGGACAGCAGGUUAAUGAUACAGAGGAAGAACAGAAGCAAAAACAGGAGCAGAUACAAGAUGAUGUGAUGCUUGCCAAACAAGGAGAAAGAGAUGGGCUUAAUGGGGGAUUGGGAAGUCUGAAUUAUGCUGAGUGGGAGAGGAGGACUCAGUGCCAGGGAGAUCUGGAACAGGGGAGACAGAGGCAGAGGGAGUGGAGGGGGCCAGAAGAAAGUAGAGUGGACACUCAGUAUGAGGAGAAUCAAAGCUUAGUGGGGAAAUCAGUGGAAGUAACUAAAAAGCAAGAAGACCAGGGUCUAUGGGGGACAUUGAUGCCAGUAGAGGCCCAGGAGGAGGAGGUGGGAUCAAGCAAGGAGGACCCAGGGAAUUGGGGUGGGGAUGCACUAGGGGGAGUGGGAGGAGAAAGGAAUCCAGAAGAGGGGGAAGAGCAUGAUGGUCCUUCCACAGUGGCACUGGUAGCCCCUGAGGUGUCUUCUCCCUGUGACUUGUUUCCGGACACCUGUUAUCCCAUGACCAGGAUUCCCAGGACUCAGACAGAGCCUAGGGCUGAGGAACUAUGCCCCAAAGCUCUGUCUCCUACACUGGAGCCAAUAGGAUGGUCCCACCAGCCCAUUUCUGUACCUAGCUCCUUUCCUGCUGGGGAGUCGCCUGACCAAGAAACAAGUCAAGACAGCCAGCAAGAAGGAUCCGAGCUGGGGAAGGGGACAGCAUCCAGCCGGGGGACUGAGGUGGCCUCUGCCAAGACCUCUGUGACUCCUCCAAGGACACCAGAUUCAGCACCUUCCAGUCCUACUGAAGUCUCCCCAAGCACCACUGCCUUAUCAUCUGCUAGCUCCUCAGUUGCCUUUCCCAGGAGGGAGCCCUCUCUUGCUGCAUGUUCACCAGAAACCUCCAGAGCCUCUCUCUCGACUGACAACCCGUCUCCCUGUGGGGCUUCCAAGACUCCGCUGGCUGCCUUCCAUGGCUUCCCAUCUGCAGAGGCUACCAUGGACCCAUGUGCCAGCUCCGACUGGGCCAGCCCUCAGAGCCCCCUAGCCAACUGCACAGGGGCUGUCCAACACCUAAGGAGCAACUCCUUCCCGGGCUCUCACAGGACAGAGCUGAUUCAAGACCUGGUGGGACUAUCAUUUUCCUUCUCCCAUUCAGAGUUACCCCAGAGGCCCCCCAAACCUGCCAUCUAUGGCUCUGUGAUCCCAAGAAGGAACAGGAGAAGUGGAAGGGACUGCAGCGUCUUUCCAGAAUCUUCUAGGUCAUUAUCCGCUCCAGGGCAGGACUCUCAAGAAUUCACCUCAAAUCCAGAGAGGCCCAGCAGUCCCCACAGCAGCCAGCCAUGGGGCUCCCCACGUAAUUCAGACUUAGCCCCAGGGUCUCUUGCCUGUGUCUCUUCUCCACCCCCAGUCUCCAUAGAUAUGAGGAUCCAUGAACCUCCACCCCCGCCUCCUCCAGAGAAGAGGCACGUCCACUCCUCCAUGGUGGAGAGAGAUGGCCGUCUCCAUGCAGUGGUCCCCACACUGAAGCAAUGUAGCCAUCAUCCUCCAUUAGCCCCAGGUUCAGAGCUACAUGGCCCCACCAAAGGCCCAAUUCCCCAAGUUCCUGAAUCCCUUGUGGCAAGGCAGCACCGACCUCUGCCCUCUACCCCAGACACUCCCCACCAUGCUCGGACCUCUUUCCCCCCAAGGCUGAGAUACAACAAGCCAUUACCCCCAACUCCUGACUCGUCCCAGCCCCACCACUCUUCCAUUUCUUCUUCGACUAGCCCAAGAGUCUACAGGCCUUUACCCCCUGUCCCUAUCAUGGAUUCUCCCACUGAACCACCCCCGUUACCCCCAAAGUCCAGGGGGAAAAGCAGGAGCACCAAGGGAGGACUCAUGAAUUCAGGGGUUCAAGCCAAGCCAAGGCCUAUUUGUCAAGAGUGGACCGUCUCCACUCCUCAUGUUGCUGGACGUACUUCCUGGCCCCCAGCCAUGGGCAGAUCAACAGAUUCUUUGGCUUCCACCAGUAGGAGUAAGAGUGAAAUGUCCCCUGGCAUGGCUUUCAGCAACAUGACAGCGCUUCUAACUCCCGGUUCCCCCAGCAGCCCCUGGCCUCUGGAGCCCCAGGGACCCACCUCUGAACCAGGGCUCUCAGAAGGGUCUGAGACCCCUGCCAGAGGAUCUUUGAGAAGAACAGCCCCUCAGGAAGGAGCCAAUGGCCUGAGGAGGUCAGAUGUAGGCCGAGCAUGGCAGCCAGAAAAACCUAGCCAUCCCCAUCUGGAGAAGGCGUCCAGCUGCCCCCACAGGCGGGACCCGGGAAGACCACAGGAAGGCAGCAGUGGACAGGCUGCAGUCCAUGAUGAGGGGUCAAAUAAGCACAAGGGCUGGAACCGGCAAGGCCUACGCAGACCUUCCAUCUUGCCCGAGGGCUCUUCAGAUAUAAGAGGUCCAGCCGUGGAAAGAUUCCCUGUCCUCUCAGACACCAUUGUUUUUCGGGAGAAAAAACCAAAGGAGCUGAUGGGAGGCUUCUCAAGGCGCCGCUCGAAGCUCAUCAACUCCUCUCAGCUGCUGUACCAGGAGUAUAGUGAUGUGGUUCUGAACAAGGAGAUUCAGAGCCAGCAGCGGCUGGACAGCCUGGCAGAGGCACCUGGGCCCGCCUCCCCCCGGCAGCCCCGAAAGGCCCUGGUCUCCUCAGAGUCUUACCUGCAGCGCCUCUCCAUGGCCUCCAGAGGCUCCCUCUGGCAGGAAAUCCCUGUGGUGCGCAAUAGCACCGUGCUGCUCUCCAUGACCCAUCAAGACCAAAAACUGCAAGAGGCCAAAUUUGAGCUGAUUGUGUCAGAAGCCUCAUACCUGCGCAGUCUGCAUAUAGCUGUGGAUCAUUUCCAACGUUCAGAGCAGCUCAAGGCCAUUCUUUCCAACCAGGAUCACCAAUGGCUCUUCUCUCGUUUACAGGAUGUGCGUGAUGUCAGCACCAUGUUCCUUUCAGACCUGGAGGAGAACUUCGAGAACAACAUCUUCACCUUCCAAGUGUGUGAUGUAGUCCUGAACCAUGCCCCCAACUUCCGCCGGGUCUACUUGCCUUAUGUCACCAACCAGACCUACCAGGAACGCACCUUCCAAACACUGCUGAAUACCAACAGCAGUUUCCGAGAGGUCCUGGAGAAGCUGGAGAGUGACCCCAUCUGCCAACGCCUUUCCCUCAAGUCCUUUCUGAUCCUGCCCUUCCAGCGCAUCACUCGUCUUAAACUGCUGCUCCAGAACAUUCUGAAGAGAACACAGCCUGGCUCUUCAGAGGAAGCUGAGGCCACGAAGGCACACCAUGCCCUGGAGGAGCUGAUCCGAGACUGCAAUAACAACGUCCAGAGCAUGCGACGGACCGAGGAGCUGAUCUACCUGAGCCAGAAGAUUGAGUUUGAGUGCAAAAUAUUCCCGCUCAUUUCACAGUCUCGCUGGCUGGUGAAGAGUGGAGAGCUGACAGCCCUCGAGUUCAGUGCCUCCCCAGGGCUGCGAAGGAAACUGAACACGCGUCCAAUCCACCUGCAUCUCUUCAAUGACUGUCUGUUGCUGUCUCGGCCCAGAGAGGGUAGCCGAUUCCUGGUAUUUGACCAUGCUCCCUUCUCCUCUAUCCGGGGGGAAAAGUGUGAAAUGAAGCUACAUGGACCUCACAAAAACCUCUUCCGACUCUUCCUGCGGCACAACACCCAGGGCAGCCAGGCUGAGUUCCUCUUCCGCACCGAGACUCAAAGUGAAAAGCUUCGAUGGAUCUCAGCUUUGGCCAUGCCAAGAGAGGAGUUGGACCUUCUAGAGUGUUAUGCCUCCCCACAAGUACAGUGCCUUCGAGCCUACCAUCCUCGAGAGAAUGACGAGUUGGCACUAGAGAAGGCUGACGUGGUGAUGGUGACUCAGCAAAGCAGUGAUGGCUGGCUGGAGGGCGUGAGACUCUCAGAUGGGGAGCGAGGCUGGUUCCCUCUGCAACAAGUGGAGUUCAUUUCCAACCCAGAGGUCCGUGCACGGAACCUGGAGGAGGCCCAGCGAGUCAAGACUGCCAAACUACAGCUGGUGGAACAGCAGACCUAGCUAUUCUCUGAGAGAAAUCCCCUGAGCUUAAGGGCAACACAAUCAUGGAGAGGGCUGGCCCCAGAACCCUGCAACAGAGGCCUUCUGUGGACCAAGAACUAGACCUUCUGAAAGCCCCAGGACAAAAUCCAGCUACCAGUGCUAGUCCCACGCCUCCUUUUUUGUGCUUUGUGCUUGGUGGGAGGAUUUUGAAGGACUUUGCACUGGUGUCUAGGAACCUUUUUCUCAUAGGAAAAGGGACAAAUGGGGCCUAAGCCAAGAAACUUUACUUCUACUACCAUGUAGUCCUUAAACAUUCUCUGCUUCGGACUGCAGAUUCAGAGCUGACCAGUUUCCAUCAUGGCCGUAUGUUAAACAGAAUCUGACCUCAGUCCACUGGAGGGAAAUGUUUAAGGGAAUUAACACAUCAGAUGGAAGGGUCAACCUUGUGACCCCUAAGGUAUCUUCCAACUUUGGAGAUUUUCCAUAAUUAUUGGUGUGAGGUCAGUGCAUAUAUCUCUGGGAUCUAUGUCUCUUGGUGGCGACGUGAGGGUACUACUCUCUCACUCUAAUAAACUUGGCACUUCUCCAAGCAUUUUCUUUUCAGACUCCUCAGCACUGAACAAGGUCAGAACACAGAAUCCCAUGAGGGUUUGGAUUUAGAUGUAAUGAGAGACCAAGAUGGUGCCUAGGUUAGGCAGAUGCUGACUCCUGCUUUAUGACUCCCGAGAGUUUGGGCAGCUUUUCUGCUUGUUAUGGCCUCAGAGGUUGUAGAAUGAAUUAGAAAGAAUUGAAGGAAGGCUAGUUUGGAUGGAUUUGGAAAUCUAGCUCAGACCAUUCAUAACUUUGUAUUCCGACCUGAAUUAUUGUGAAGGUAUCUUCCCAGCUAUUUCAUCCUCUUUGUAAAAGUCAGCAUAGUGUAAUGGAAAGAGUUCUAGAAUCCAAGUCAAGAAACCUCAACUCCAGUUACUGCACUGCCAUAAUUCAGCCUGUCUGUGUCUCAGGUUCCAUAAAUGUAAAAUGCAGGAUCGGACCAAGUAACCUCCCAAGUCCUAUCCGACUCUACAAUGUACGAUUCUCUCUCUCCUAUCAGAUUGCCCUGCUGAGUUGAAGAGCAUCACUCGUUACACCUUGUUCUCAUAUAGUGCCCUUAUACAGCAAUAGUGCUUUUAAGCUGGAUCAUUAUGGUCCUUGCCUGGACAUUCUAGUACUCCAUUUUAUCUUUAGGAGAGCUCAAGAGUACAAUUGCAUUGCAACUUUGUACAAAGGUAAGAAUAAUACUAUAAACUUGUCCUAUGCCCAAUUAACAAUGAUAUGACAUGAUAGUAUCACUUCCGAUGACACAUUUUAUUUUCAAUGCAUCCUAAAAUGUAAGUUAGCUUGCUUAAUUUUUAGAAAAGUUGUCACUAUAGUAAUUAAGAUGGAAGUAAUAUUAAUUUUACCUAAAUCGGUUGACCCUACUAAAAAAACUAAAAUAGGGAUAGUUUUAGAGAAGUUCAAUUGAGGUUUUUCACUAUUUUUGUAAAGCCAGCUUUCUAUUAUUAAUAUAUGAUAUAUUAAUAUGUAUAUGUUAUAAUGUAAACUAACAACUAGUUCUUCUUAAUAGCAAUAACCAUAAUUAUAAUCCAAAUUAUUUGUUCAAACCAGUAUUUGAAUACUGGCCAUAUGGCUCAAACAGAGCCAUAGUCAACCUUAUAUUUUCUAGGCAAAUUCUCCCUUAUCUUCCCAGAGAGAUAAAAUAUCAACUUCUGAAUGAUACGUAUGCAAGUAACUUUUUUAGUUGAAUGACUGCUUCUUUGCUUGAAGUUGCUAAGGCUUUCUGAGCACCUUUGAAGCUGACUUCCAUAAGACUAAAACUGUUUUUAGAUGUUUAAUAUGUAUUCGUUUAAUUGGGUGAUUCUCACCUCAUCUGGGAAAUUAAAAGACAAUUGGCUUCUA